Messenger RNA from Aspergillus eucalypticola CBS 122712, 2754 nucleotides. RefSeq names its product ankyrin repeat domain-containing protein. The record is from RefSeq and is a predicted model, not a curated record. The transcript has 4 exons. Lineage: Eukaryota; Fungi; Ascomycota; Eurotiomycetes; Eurotiales; Aspergillaceae. Bases 1 to 2694 code for a protein of 897 amino acids. Gene Ontology annotation, molecular function: protein binding.
AUGAAACACCUUCUUUCAAAGGCAAAGCAAAAUGCGAAAGACACAAUAAUCUCCUCUUUCUUUUUCCAUGCCCAAGGGGUGGACUUGGAGAGGUUCACUCUUCUCUCGUCUACUGCCGUUCCAUCGAGUGCCAAGCAGCCCUACUUUAGCUUUGCAGCGAAGAUGCUAAGUCAAGAUGACGGCAUAAAUUGGACAAUCCGAGACUUGAAACAUCAGCUGUUAUCGCUCAUCCGAUUGCUGAAUAACCGCUACGUGUUCUUCUUCAUUGAUGCUCUGGACGAAUGCGAUCAAGUCGAGAUGGAGGACAUGAUACCGUUCCUCGAGCACUUGGGGCACUCUUUGAAUGCAUGCGAUGUCCAUUUGAGAAUCUGUCUGGCCAGCAGACACUAUCCACAACUCAAUAUUGAACGUGGCAUUGAGUGGGUCUUGGAGUACCAGCAGGAGCAUCAAGGCGACAUGCGGAAGUACGUUGAGACGAAAUUGAGAGGGGGCAAGUCAAAAAUGCUCCAAGAGAUUAGAGAAGAAGUGUGCGCUCGAGCAUCCGGUGUAUUUCUCUGGGUUAUACUUGUAGUUCGGUCGCUAAACGAUGCGUUCGCCAAGGGCCAAAUCCACGCCGUACGUCAACGGCUGGAUGAAAUCCCAGACGGGCUUGAUGAGCUUUUCACCGAUAUGCUGACCAGAGACACUGAUGAAAUUGAUGACCUUAUCUUUUGUCUUCGACUCAUCUUGUUUGCACAAUGCCCACUGUCCAAGGAUGAGAUCUACUUCGCGGUGAUGUUUACCAAAAACGGCUUGAUCAAAAGAGAAGGCGAAUGGCACAUUGAUCCGCAUAUUGAGAACUUCAUCCUCAACGUCUCCAAAGGCCUCGUGGAGAUUACCCGCACCAAAGCUCGCAUAGUACAUUUCAUUCACGAGUCAGUGCGAGAUUUCCUACUACGACGGGACGGUUUUAGCAAACUCCAGGCUGGUUCAAGCGCGAACACAAUCGGGAACGCCCAUAACGAGCUUGCACAAAUCUGCUUCCGAUACAUCUGUCAAAUCAAGUUCAUGGCCGUAAGCGAGAUUCCAAACCGCUAUGUAUGGCCACCCAUAGCCAAGGACAAGAAUUCAGAAUCAGAAACCCCAUUCCUCAAUUAUGCUAUCCAUAGCCUCCUGCCUCACAGCAAUGCGGCUGAGGCUGGAGGCACUUCGCAAGCUGCCUUCCUGCAAGCGUUCUCUUUGUCAUUCCAGGACUUCAUGUACAUCCGAAAUGCCCUUACACAAUGUCUCAUUCGCCGAUAUGGAGCCGAGGUCACGCCUCUAUACGUUCUAGCAGAAUUGAACUUGGACCACCUCAUCCGCCUGGAACUUCUACGUACGCCACAGAUGUGGAAGCAAAUGGGAAGGUAUCACAGCCCAAUGGGUGCGGCUGUCUACAUGGGUAACACACUCGCAAUCAGGGCCUUACUUGGUUGCAAUACGAGUUCAGAUGCCUCUGUCGACAACUCCUUGCUUGAGGCUGGGGUUAUUGAUCGAAUGAAACAAUAUGUGGUCAACAGCAAGCGAAUCCAAAUGAAAAGACAUUCUAUGGCUUUGUGUCUGGUGGACCAUAUUGAAUAUCUCUACCUCACUGGCAAAAUCGAUCUGAACCAUAAGCUCAACUGUCGUUCGCUACCGCUUAUCUAUGCGAUUAAGUGUUCCAAGGCAGAAAUCGUGGAAUUUCUGCUCAGCUUUGUUAGAGUCACUAUUGCCAGCCCCACAAACGCUUUGCAUAUUGCGAUCACUCGAGGUAAAAGGGAUGUUUGCAGUGUCCUACUUUCCUCCCCAUACAGUCUUCGUUGGUUGGACUCCUACGGGGGAGUUGCCAUCCACUGGGCAGUAACUGGAAACAAUGGGUCUACAAUGAGAAAGCUCCUUGAGCUUGGUUGCGACGUAACGCUACGCGAUGGAAGGGGUCGAGAUGCUUUGUCACAUGCCGCCGAACAAGGCAAAAUUGAGAUGAUGAAGAUCCUUAUUGAGAGCGGGGUUGUCGAUAUAGAUGGGAAGGACGGUCAGGGAAGGACGGCUUUCUCAUGGGCCGCAGGACCAAACAGUGAAACGCUCAAUCGUUCGCCUGACCCCAAAAAAUGUUGGGAUCAAUUGCAAAAAGAAGCCAUGUAUGUGCUACUCAGCACGGGACGUGUUGAUGUGAACUCCAGAGACAAACAUCAAUGGACGCCCUUGUUAUGGGCCGUUCAGACAAAUAAGCCAGUGGCAGUGGACAUUCUUCUUGAGGCCUCAGGAACUGAGGUUGACUGUAGAAGUGUGACAGGAAAAUUUCCACUUACGGUAGCCGCAAUGUGUGGACAUGAAGCCAUGCUAUGUAAGCCCCUGCAGUCGGGUCGUGUGGAUUUCAGCAGGAAAUGGCAGUACAUGAUAGACGGAAUAUCCCCGCAUCGUGCAGUUCCGUUGCUGCUGGGUUGCCCGAUAAUAGAUGCCAGCAUUCCGGAUUCCUUUGGCCAUCCAGCCUGGUGGUGGGCCCAAGCUUGGUGGAUCGAUGCUCCCGCAGUCUGGGAAUUGGAGGAAGAGAAAGGCAGAAAAGUCAUGCAGUUGCUCAUAGAUCAUCUGUCGACAAAGAACAAGUUCAAUAAUUAUGCGGUUCUGCCACUUGAUAGGGAAACAUUGAAGCGCGAAAUCCAGGUUGUUGCAGCGUCCUAUACACCAUAUGAUUAUUGAAGGCGCCAGUGAGACAUCUGACCCAUUGAUGUUUUUUUCAACAGUUCAUCUAUAGACAAG